Molecule: messenger RNA, 3902 nt
Organism: Lethenteron reissneri (Far Eastern brook lamprey)
Lineage: Eukaryota; Metazoa; Chordata; Hyperoartia; Petromyzontiformes; Petromyzontidae
Product: RNA-binding protein Nova-1-like
Molecular function (GO): RNA binding
Source: RefSeq, a predicted model, not a curated record
ACCCGCCCCCUCUCCCCCUCCCCCCCAAGGGCCAAGCGGCAAUCGACGGCGGAAUUGACUGCGGAGGGAAACGCGCGCGCGCCAAGAAAAUCAACGGCCAGCACCGAGAACCCUCGACGACGACGACGAUGUCGAGCGGAGCGGCGCACGAGAACGGCUCUUAUGGCGACAUGGAGCAGCGGGAGUCGCGUAAGAGGACGAUGGACGCGCCCGGCGAGGGCGACAGCAACAAGCGCACGCACAAAGUCCAUGAUGAAGACCAAGGCACAUGGCCGGGCAACCACGGUGAGGAAAAGAGCUUCUUCCUGAAGCUGCUGGUGCCGAACUGCGCUGUCGGGGCCAUCAUGGGCAAGGGCGGCGAGACCAUCGUCCAGUUGCAGAACGACACGGGCACCGUGAUCAAGAUCUCCAAGGCUCGCGAGUUCUUUCCAGGCACCAUGGAGAGGGUGGCGCUCGUACAGGGCACGGAGGAGGCCAUCGUCCAAGCCCACGACUUCAUCGCAGACAAGAUCUACGGCUGCCUUGAUAAGACUGCGCCAGCCACUUCCACCGAGACGGAUCGUGGAAAUAUGCACGUGAAGAUCGUGGUGCCCAACAGCACGGCAGGGCUCAUCAUUGGCAAGGGCGGCGACACGGUGCGCUACAUCAUCCACGAGUCGGGCGCCUGGCUUGAGGUGUCGCAGAAGAUGACGGGCGGCUGGACGGGCGCAGGGCGCGAGCGCGUCGUGAGCGUGGCGGGCACGCGCGAACAGAACCGCAUCGCCGUGCGCCUCAUUGUGCAGAAGAUCGUCGAGCACCCGGAGAGCAGCAGCUGCCCUCGCCUCAGCUACCCAGCGCAGCCCGAAGGCUACGGCCCGCACUCGGCCGGAGGUCCCAGCGCCGGGGUGCCCGCCUCGGCCCCGUCGGCCUACGCGCAGCAGCAGCAGCAGGCCGCGCCCCCGCACCACCACCAGCAGCAGCAGCACCAGCAGCAGUGGUACGGGCGCGGCGCGGGAGAGUACGCCGCCGCCAUGCAGCAGUACCAGUGGCCGCAGGCGAUGGCGGCGAGCGGCUACGAGUCGCGCGUCACGGCGGUCCCGCAGCCCGUGCUGCAGGAGGGCUUCCAGGGCCAAGAGCUGCAGGCGGUCACGGAGGCCCUGGACCGCCUGUCCCGCUGCGGCUACAGCAUGAAGACCCUGGGCGUGGCGGCCGACGGCACCGAGGAGGAGAAGCAGGGGGAGGCGGCACCCGCCGACGGCUACGGUGUGGAGGAGGUGGGCACCUUGGAGCUGGAGGUGCACGAGUCUCUGAUCGGCGCCGUCCUGGGUAAGGGUGGCCAGACGCUCAUGGACUACCAGGAGGCAACGGGCACCCGCAUCCAAAUCUCGCGCGUGGGAGAGUUCGUGCCGGGCACCAACAACCGACGGGUCACCAUCCUGGGCACCGCGGCGGCGCGGAAAGCCGCCGAGUUCCUGAUCCGCAAGCGCGUCGGCGCCGAGCAGGUCAACCGCGCCACCAGCAAGCGGCGCUAGUGCAGCAGGCGGGCUGGCGGUUGGACGGGCGGGCGGGCGAGCUCAUGUCAGCGCCACCUCCGCCCCCCCCCCCCCGCCGUCCACACCAUCGCCCCCACCGGGCUAACCCAACCCAGCCGUCCCACCUCCAACAUCCUCAUCCCAUCCCCCACUCCCAUCUUCCCCCUUCACCCUAGCAUCCCACCCCUCCAUACGCCCCCGACUCGGAUGUGGCGAGAGAGAGAAAGGCCGUCCCUGCGUCCGUGAGUAGACGUGGGCCGAGGCAGAGGCUUUAUAGUGUCUGAAACGGGCGUGUGAGAAUAGGAGAUUAAUUAAUAGGCACGCAAGGGCUUUUGUUGGGGACAAGCUCUCGUUUUAAGCCUCUGUUUUAAUGUUAACCCGAUUAUGAUUUCAGCGUCCCGCCAAACUUGGACUGCGCACGCCACCCAGCCGAAAGCAAGCACGCUCGGUCGCCGUGAGUACGUUGGUGUAUAUUUUAUACGGAGGGGGUUGUUGGAAACUGAAAGAUUUUCGAGCAUUUUGAAGCUUUUUUCUCUCCCCCCCCCCCCCCCUCCUGUUAGUAAUUUUUUUAAAGGGUUUCUUUGCUUUUUUGUUUUUCGAACCUAGUCGUUGAUCGUUGUCAUUACACGUUGCUUAAAUUCUGGGGUUAGGGGUUGGGGGGGGGUGUUUACGGAAACCUUUGUUUAAGGAAUAAAGAAAGAAAACUAAUCUUGAAUCAACUUGAGAAGAGAGGAAAGGUCACCCCCAGUUAAGACGGCAGCACCCCUUUUACCGCGUACCAUAGUUCACCGGGCUGGUAGAGCCCCUGUGUUUGUUUUUUUGACAGGAAGAGGAAUGUGAAGGUGUAUACGCUGUACCGUGGAGAAGAGAGGUUCGGUAGCAGGAAAGGACACCGUUGAUUUAGUCUUGGGCCCAAGAAAGCCCUGUUUUGUGUUUUCACUGUACCUUUCAUAACUCUUGAUAAGACAAAAAAACACGGAAAUCAGCAGAAGCUAAAACCGCAAACAUCUACUCAUUCUAUAGCUUUCGCCACCCGUUUGAAGAUGCAUUGUGAAUACGCGUGCCCAUUAGCGAGUCUGUAGUGUUCGUAUGUAGCUGCGGUUUAAUGUGAAAAACCCCCCCUUUGUUUGCAUCAUAUUUCAUUACCAAAUUACAUUGCAUGUAAUCACUUCUUUAAAUAAAACCGGUUUAACCGAACGUGGGAUACCCAUCUUUUGCGUGCUCUCUGAUCGCCUUCUGGAAUCUCGCUCUUCCUCCUACGAGAUUGCAAGCCAAAAAAAACAAACGGCAGUUCUCUUGCAGAUGUUCGAAUUGGUCGUGUGUUCCGGGCCGUCCAGCGUCGAUGAUCCUGAAACUUUGUACACAGAUUAAAUAUUUAAAAAUCCCCCAGAAAUGUCGCCACCACAAUGAUGUGUAUACAUCAAAUCGCCCUGAAUACGACCGAUUCCGAAAGCUUUAAGGGGUGUUUAGGCCGGUCAGUAUGUGGAUGGGAGACCACCACCCAGGAUUUUUCUGGGUGUUGUAGGUGCAGUGGGAGUUGGUGUAGCCACUAGAUGGAAAUACUGAGUCUCCCUAUUUGUUGUGAUGUUUUUCCGGGUACUUGCAUUUUCCUCCUAUAUGAAGCCACUCGCUGAUUUAAUUAAACACCCGAACGUAGCAGGAAGGACCCUCCUGAAAAAACUAAAUCUUUUGGCCUCGUAAAGCUUUAAUGGGUAAAAAAUAAAUCGGUGCUAAUGGGUGUAACUUUACCUCACUUCUGAGACCCUGUUAUUAACCAAAGCGGUAUGGGACAGCCCGGGACACAGCCUAGGCAUAAAUCUAUGAGAUUAGAGCCGUUUGCUUUUUGUCUUGCAUCUUUAAUGUUUCUUCUUUCUUCCAAUUUUAUUCCAGAUGUGUGGUUAACGUCAUCUUGGAGUCAUGAGAGACGCGUUUCCAUGCAGAGUUGUCACAGCGAGCCGUUUGAUGUCACCCUGCCACCCACUACUUCAGUAGCAUCUCACCCACGCUAGAUGCCCACCGUUCAUAUGCCCGGCCAAGAGUUUCCAUCGUAUUGCUGUUACAAUGAUCAUUUGUAAAAUUUAAAUGUUGUUGAAUUAUCGUUAAGUCCAAAUUCAAUUUGACGGUAUUGUUUCGUGCGGUCAUUGGUAAACGGGCUGAGGACCAUCAACUCGCUGCACCUGGGAACCCGGUUAAAUCACGAGUGGCUGCGUGGAUUAAAAACCUUGUAAACCACAGCUUUACCAGAUCAGCCCUGUUGCCCCCGACACUGCCUGGCCACUUGUUUGACGUCUGAGAACAAAAGUCGCAACCCCAGGGCUUGAUAUUCUUAGGUUUUUUCGGUGAAGUCACGUAGGUAAAAAAAAAUGUAAUUAAUAAAAAUAAAAUAAAAAU